This is a messenger RNA of Leptosia nina, 282 nucleotides long. The record is from the annotation of a GenBank genome assembly. NCBI's taxonomy places the organism in Eukaryota, Metazoa, Arthropoda, Insecta, Lepidoptera, Pieridae.
AUGUUAUCAGAGCUGGACACCACAAAUCUAUCGAUAAUAAACAUCGAUAAGGUGCAGCAUUACGUCGCCCCUCCAGUGCUUGUCAUUAAGGGUGAUCCAUCAAAACGUCCGCUAGGAUUUAGGGUGUUCGACGCUUGCGCGGUAGCCUCAGGGGUUGUAGCGGGACAAGGAUCUCGUAACAGCUUGAUCAAUAUCAGUUCCGAAUCACGCGUUCGCCAGCGAAUUGGCGCAGUCAGCGUGUCCGUCAGAGUAAGAGAGUCAGAGAUGGGCACCCACCCUUAG